AGACACUUUGUCUCUAUCCCCCCGGGGUGUUUGUGCGCGGGCACGCGGCGGCCAUGCUGGGUGCGGCGGGCUCCGUGGCGCGACGUCUGGCCAAUGUCUCACCGCCGCGCGUGCUUCUGCCGCUGCUGCUGGCUGCGCCGGUGGCCGUCGCGGCGCCUGGGGAGCUGGCGGCGCACGUGCAGUGCCAGGUCUGCGGCAUGGCGGUCGAGCAGGCUCGCGCGCACGCGUCCGAGGCCGGCAUCUCCGACGAGGACGAACAUGCUCGAGAGGCUGUGCUCCCUGAAGGGGAGGGAGGGGCGCUGGCUGCAGAUGCUCGACAUCACCAGCGGGGCGCCGCGGGGCCUGCUGGCCGAGCUUGCGGAGGCGGGGUUGGCGCGGCUGGCAGGGUGGCUGGAGCUGCUGGGCCUCGCCCCGCCCUCGUUUCUCCGCGCGGCGGGGGGCGCCGCGCGCGCCGCGCAGCAGGUGCCGCCGCGGGUGGUGCCGCAGCCGCAGGUGGGCGAGUGCCGUGGGGAGUGCAGGGCGCUGCACAGGGCCUGCGUCAGGGCCCUGAAGGGGAAGGAGGAAGCUCUGGUCGCCAUGCUGGCGCAGUCGAAGCCGGCGAAAUGCGCGAGAUCGUGUGCAAGAAGUCCUGCGACGGCAAGAGGCUACCGAAGCUCGGGGAGUGGGUUGACGAGGCCUUCGUCCCGAGGAACAUACAGGACCUCGAGACCGAGGACCUCAUCGCGAAGAUGCAGAUGGAGAGUCCUGGCAUUAGCAUGACAUCGUACAAGAAGGAGUGACAUGCUCGCGAUGUCGGAGGGCGACAUAGAGACCAUGGCCGCCCGGGAGGCGUACGCGUCCGCCAGGCAGGCCCAGCAGCAGGACGACCUGUGAGCCUCAGCCACGCCGCGCCGCCUCGGGGGCCCCUCUCUCGGUCCGCUCCUGGGCGCCUGGCGUCCGUGGGGGACGCGCCGCGCCGCCUUGAUGGCCCGUGGCCGCCCAGCGCCCAGCGGGGAGACGGCAUCGUCGUUCCUCUUUGCCUGCCUCGCUCGUCCUAUCAUGCCCUGAGAUCCUGUAUCAUGUCUUACCAUUUUACGUGCAAGGAGACGGCA
Molecule: messenger RNA, 1091 nt
Organism: Prorocentrum cordatum
Lineage: Eukaryota; Dinophyceae; Prorocentrales; Prorocentraceae
Source: the annotation of a GenBank genome assembly